Molecule: messenger RNA, 10292 nt
Organism: Dryobates pubescens (Downy woodpecker)
Lineage: Eukaryota; Metazoa; Chordata; Aves; Piciformes; Picidae
Gene: DCHS1
Product: dachsous cadherin-related 1
Exons: 21
Coding region: 354-10211 (3285 amino acids)
Biological process (GO): homophilic cell-cell adhesion
Cellular component (GO): plasma membrane; cell-cell junction
Molecular function (GO): calcium ion binding
Source: RefSeq, a predicted model, not a curated record
CGGGGCGACCGGGACGGCCGCGGCACCGGGGGGCGGCACCGAGGCACCGAGAGGCGGCACCGAGGCACCGGGGCGACCGCGGCAUAGGAGGGCAGCGGAGCGCCGUGGGGUGCCGGGGCGGUCAGCGGUACGGGAGCGGCCAGCGACACCGGAGCACCGGGGGAUACCGGAGCACGGCGGCACCGGGGCGGCUGGCGGCACCGGAGCACCGCAGCACCGAAGCGGCUGCGGGACGUCUCGGCGGGGCCGGACGCUGCGGGAUGUGAGCGGCGGCGGCGCGGACGCGCGGUGAUUAGAGCUCUCUGCGAGGGAGCCCCGGCCCCAGCCACCCCCUGCUCUGCCUGCCAGUGGCCAUGGAGCCGUGGAGGGGUUCAGCCAUGCUGCUGCUGGAGCUGCUCAUUCUCGGGGGCCUGAGAGCAGGGAAGGGCUCUGCCGUCCUGGGCACCCUGGAUCUACAAAUAGAUGAGGAGCAGCCAGCUGGCACCAUCAUCGGGGAUAUCAGCGCCGGGCUGCCUCCUGGGACCAGCGCCUACAUGUACUUCAUCUCGGCACAGGAGGGCAGUGGGGUCAGCACCGACCUGGGCAUCGAUGAGAACACUGGCAUCAUCACCACGGCCCGUGUGCUGGACCGGGAGGCACGGGACCACUACAGCUUCAUUGCGGUCACCCCGGAGGGCAUCACGGUGGAGGUGAACAUCCAAGUGAACGACAUCAAUGACCACGCUCCAGCCUUCCCCAAGGGGCACAGCACCUUCCAGAUCCCAGAGCACACCCCCCUUGGCAGCAGGUUCCCCUUGGACCCUGCCUUCGACGCUGACAGUGGCCUGCUCAACACGCAGGGCUACGUCAUCAAGGGCGGCAAUGUGGGGCAGGCCUUCCGCCUGGAGACGCGCCGGGGACCCAACGGGGUCCUCUUCCUGGACCUGGUGGUCAGCAACGUCCUGGAUCGGGAGAACCGCUCAUCCUACUCGCUGCUGCUGGAAGCCUACGAUGGUGGCUCCCCACCCCGCAGCACCCAGAUGACACUGGAUGUGUCCAUCCAGGACAUCAAUGACAACGCUCCCAGCUUCAACCAGAGCCGCUAUCACACCCUCAUCUCAGAGAACCUGAAACCAGGCAGCAGCAUCCUGCAGGUCUUCGCCUCCGAUGCGGACGAAGGGGACAACGGGGCCGUGGUUUAUGAGAUCAACCGUCGGCAGAGUGACCCCGACCAGUACUUCACCAUCGAUUCCCGGACCGGAGUCAUCAAGCUUAACAAGGGUCUGGACUAUGAGGUGAGGAAGGUGCAUGAGCUGGUGGUGCAGGCGAGGGACAAGGCUGUCCAUCCCGAGGUCACCACGGCCUUUGUUACUAUCCACGUGCGGGACUACAACGACAACCAGCCCACCAUGACCAUCAUCUUCCUGAGCGAGGAUGGCUCCCCACAGAUCUCCGAGGGCGCCCAGCCAGGCCAGUACGUGGCACGCAUCUCCGUCUCCGACCCGGACUACGGCGAGUACUCCAAUGUCAACGUCACGCUGGAGGGGGGCGACGGCAAGUUUGCCCUCACCACCAAGGACAACAUCAUCUAUCUGAUCUGCGUGGACCAGCUCCUGGAUCGUGAGGAACGAGACUCCUACGACCUGCGGGUGACAGCUACUGACUCGGGGACGCCGCCGCUGCGCGCAGAGUCGGCCUUUGUGCUGCAGGUGGUGGACGUCAAUGACAACCCCCCGCUCUUCGACCAGCAGGAGUACAGGCAGAGCAUCCCCGAGGUUGUGUACCCAGGCAGCUUCGUGCUGCAGGUGACAGCUCGCGACAAGGACCAGGGCCCCAACGGGGAGGUGCGGUACAGCAUCGUGCAGGGCCGCGAUGCCCACUCCAGCUGGUUUGCCAUAGACCCUGCCACAGGCAUCAUCACCACCGCUGCCCCGCUGGACUAUGAGAAGGACCCUCAGCCCCAGCUGACCGUGCUGGCCACAGACCGGGGCAGCCCUGCCCUCUCCUCCUCAGCUGUGGUCCACGUGGUGCUGCAGGAUGUCAACGACAAUGAGCCAGUCUUCAGGAGCAACUUCUACAAUGUGUCCCUGAAGGAGAACACCCCUGUUGGGACCUGCUUCCUACAGGUGACGGCCACGGACGCAGACAGCGGCGCCUUUGGGUCCCUCUCCUACUCCAUCGGCUCCGGCAUCGGCAGCGUGGUGCCCACGCAGUUCAGCGUGGACAAGGACACGGGGCAGCUCUGCACCGCGCAGCCGCUGGACCGCGACGAGGGCACCGCCGCCUUCGACUUCACGGUCACGGCGGUGGAUGGGGGCGGCCUGAACUCCAUGGUGUACGUGAAGGUGUUCCUGGAGGACAUCAACGACAACCGGCCGGUGUUCUACCCGCUGGAGUACGCGGCCAGCAUCAGCACGCAGAGCAUGCCCGGCACGGCCGUGCUGCGCGUCGCGGCGCACGACAAGGACGAGGGGCUGCACGGGAAGGUGUCCUACAGCAUCCUGAGGGGCAACUCGCCCCCGCUCUUUUCUCUCAAUCAGGACACGGGUGUGAUCUCUCUCUCCUGGUCCCUGAGUGGCAAAGCCAACACCCUGGUGCAGCUGGUGAUCGCUGCGCAGGACGGGGGGGGCCUGCAGGCCCAGCCCAGUGCCAGGGUCAACAUCAGCAUCGUGGAGGGCACUGUCUCACCCCCUGUCUUUGAGCAACCCCAGUACUUCUUCACCGUGCCCGAGGAUGUGCCCCCAGGUACCAGCGUGGGGACUGUGCAGGCACAGAACCCUCCAGGGCACGCUGAGGACAUCUUCUACUCCAUCUCCUCGGGGGACCCUCAUGGCUAUUUCUCCAUCGACUCAGCCUCAGGGCAGCUCCGCACCAGCCUGGCGCUGGACCACGAGUCGCAGGCGGCGCUGACGCUGGACGUGCAGGCGCGCAGCGGCUCCCCCCCCGCCUACAGCCAGGCGCGGGUCCGCAUCGCGGUGUCGGACGUCAACGACAACGCGCCGGCGUUCCCCGCGCCCUCCGACUCCAUCCUGCUGCCCGAGGCCACGCCGCCCGGCACCGCCGUGUACACGCUGCAGGCCGAGGACCGCGACGGCGGCGCCAACGGCCAGGUCAGCUUUGAGCUGGCGGCGGGCGGCGCCGGCGCCUUCGUCGUGGAGCCCUCCUCGGGCACGGUGCGGCUGGCCGGCGCCCUGCGGUACGAGGCCGGCGCAGGCUACGAGCUGCUGGUGGUGGCGCGCGACGGCGGUGCGCCCCAGAUGAGCGCCACCUUCACGCUGCUGGUGCACGUGCAGGCCGAGCACGACCACGCGCCCGUCUUCGACACGCUCACCUACCGCGUGGAGCUGCGCGAGGGCGUGCCCGUGGGCACCCGCUUCCUGCAGGUGCGGGCGCGGGCACGCGGCGCCGAGGGCCCCGCCCUGGCCUACCACCUGCGCGCAGACGGCGACGCCGCCAGCUUCGGCAUCGCGCCCGACAGCGGCUGGCUGUACGUCAGGAGCGCGCUGGACCGCGAGGCGCGGGAGCUGUACCUGCUGACGGUGCUGGCCUCGGCGGGCGGCGCGGGCGAGGCACGCGGCACGGGCAGCAGCACCGUGCGGGUCAGCAUCACCGACGAGAACGACAACAGCCCCCGGCUGAGCCAGGAGCGAUACUUCUUCACCGUGCCCGAGAACCAGGCCCCCGGCAGCGGCGUGGGGCGGGUGAUGGCCACCGACCGGGACGCGGGGCAGAACGGUCGCCUCUCCUACCGCCUGCUGCCCCCCGACCCUGGCUUCCUCAUCCACCCCCAGACUGGGGAGCUGAGCACCCAGCGCAGCCUGGACCGGGAGCUGCAGUCCAGCUACCAGCUGCUGGUGGUGGUGGCAGAUGGGGGGGCACCACCGCGCAGUGCCACGGGCACCGUCUACGUCUCCGUGCUGGACCAGAACGACAAUGCCCCUGCGUUCCUGCACGGCGCCGGCCAGGAGCUGCCCCUGCAGGUACUGGAGGAGAAGCCACCAGGGCUGCUGGUGGCCUCGCUGCAGGCCAAGGACCCCGACGAAGGCGAGAACGGCACCGUGGUGUACUCGCUGGCAGGCGCCUGGUCCGAGCGCUUCUCGCUGCACGCUGCCAGCGGGGAGCUGCGCACCGCCGCCGUGCUGCGCCGCUCCGAGCGCACCGAGUAUGUCCUGACCGUCACCGCCAGCGACCGCGGCGCCCAGCCCCGCCGCACGGCCGCCAGCCUCCGCAUCCAGGUCCUGCCGUCCUCCCGGGUGCUGCCGCGGCCGGACGCCACGGUGCUGACCCUACACCCCCCCGAGGGGGUGAGGCCGGGGUCGGUGAUCGGCUCGGUGGCCCUCCCGGACGCACCGGCUCGGGGCCAGGUGACCUACACCCUGGUGGGGGGCGGCGGGGACGGCAGCUUCGUGGUGGACAGCGAGAGCGGCGAGGUGCUGGCGGCACGGGAGUUGGACUAUGAGGUGGCGCCGCGGCACCUGCUGACGGUGAGCGCCGAGGACCGGCGGCAGGGCUACCCCCGCAGCCGCCUGCUGCUGGUGCAGGUCCAGGUGCAGGACCGCAAUGACCAGGCGCCAGCCUUCCCCGAGGACCCGGUGACCAUCGUGGUGCCCGAGAGCGCCCGGCCCGGCGCUUCCAUCUUCACCUUCCAGGCGCUGGACGGGGACGGGGCCGGCCCAAACAGCCAGGUGCGCUACUCCCUGCGGCGCCAGGAGCCCCCCGGGGCCCCAUUCCAGCUGGACGCCCGCUCGGGAGUGCUCAGCCUCCGCCGCGGCCUCGACCGGGAGGCCGCCGCCUCCUUCCUGCUGGUGGUGGAGGCCACGGACCAGGCGCUCAACGUCAGCCAGCGGCGGUCGGCCGCCGUCACGGCACGUGUGUUCGUGACGGACGAGAACGACCACGCUCCCUCCUUCCUGUCACCCGCCGCCGUCGCCGUGCCGGAGGACCAGCCCCCGGGCUUCGUAGCACUGCAUGUCGUGGCCCGGGACGGCGACCUGGGCGAGAACGGCCGCGUCAGCUACGCGCUGCGGGCCGGCAACGGCGACGGCAGCUUCCACCUCAACCCCAGCACCGGGGCGCUCUCCAUCGUGCGUGCCCUGGACCGGGAGGAGCUGGCCCAGCACAACCUGACGGUGGUGGCCACGGACCACGGCGUGCCGCGGCGCUCGGCCACGCAGCUGCUGUCGGUGCUCGUGCUGGACGCCAACGACCAGGCGCCGGCCUUCGAGCGGCCGCAGUACGAGGCACAGGUGAUGGAGAACCUGCCCGCGGGCAGCACCGUGCUGCGGGUGCUGGCCAGCGACCGCGACCUGGGUGCCAACGGGCAGGUGUCCUAUGGAGGUCUGGCUGGGGGGCCCUUCUCCAUCGACCCCCAGACAGGGCUGAUUGUCACCACACGCACCCUGGAUCGUGAGGAGCAGGAGCAGUACCUGCUGACGGUCUACGCCCGGGACGGAGGCCUCCCACCCAGGCUGUCCACGGCCACAGUGCUGGUGAGGGUGGGCGACGAGAACGACCAUGCCCCGCAGCUGGAGAGCCAGGCCUGUGCCCUGCAGGUGCCCGAGAACCAGAGCCGUGUGGCACUGCACACACUGAGGGCCACCGACCCUGACGCCGGUGACAACAGCCGCCUGCAGUACCUCCUGGCAGAUGGAGACCCUGGGCAGGACUUCAGCCUGGACCCAGUCUCCGGUGUCCUCUCCACCGCGCGGGCCCUCGACCGGGAGCGGGUGGCCUCGUACCUGCUGACAGUGGUGGUGCAGGACCACGGCAGCCCCCCGCGCAGCGCCAGCAUGGUGGUGACCGUGCGGGUGCUGGACCUGAACGACAACGCUCCGCGCUUCGCCCGCGCCGCCUACGCCGUGGAGGUGCCGGAGGACCUGCCCCCGGGCUCCCUGGUGCUGCAGCUGGCGGCCGAGGACCCCGACGAGGGCACCAACGGGCAGAUCUCCUAUUACCUGGGCAACGAGUCCCUGGGCGCCUUCCAGGUGGAGCCGCGGAGCGGCCACGUCCGCAGCGCCCUGGCGCUGGACCGCGAGCGGCAGCCGAGCUACAGCUUCCUGGCCACGGCGGUGGACUGGGCGCCGCGGGAGCCGCGCAGCGCGACCGUGCGGGUCACCAUCACCGUGCGCGACGUCAACGACCACGCUCCGGCCUUCCCCCAGAGCCCGCUGAGCCUGGCCCUGCCGCGCCACGCCGCGCCCAAGCACACCGUGGCCACCAUGAGGGCGGAGGACCGCGACGCGGGCGCCAACGCCUCGGUGUUGUACCGCCUGGCCGUGCCCAAUGCUGCCUUCACCAUCAACUCCUACACGGGCGAGAUCCAGCUGCUGCAGCCCCUGGCCGCGCUCGGCCCGCGCCAGCGCACCCUCUUCGUGCUGGCCGCCGACCUGGGGCAGCCGGCGCUGUCCUCCACCGGCGUGGUGCAGAUCCUGCUGCAGGACGAGCCCCAGCGGGGACUGCGCUUCGCCCGUGCCGCCAGCGAGGUGACCCUGCCCGAGAACCCUGCCCCAGGCACCGUGGUGGCCAGGGUGCAGGCGGCGCACACCGGGGGCUCCUCCGGCCGCAUCAGCUACAGCAUCGUCAGCGGCAACGAGCGCGGCGCCUUCGGCAUCCAGCCCAGCUCAGGUGCCAUCUCGGUGCGGGACCCCAGCAGCCUGGACUUCGAGUCCAGCCCGCGGCUGCGCCUGGUGGUGCAGGCGGAGAGCGCAGCGUCACUGAGCUUCACGGCGCUGACGCUGCUGCUGCAGGAUGCCAACGACAAUGCCCCCAGCUUCCAGCUGCGGCACUACGUCACCUUCGUCCGUGAGUCCCAGAGCUACCACUCGCCCCUCAUACAGGUGCUGGCAGAUGACCCGGACCAGGGAGCCAACGGGCAGGUGACCUACGGCCUGGACCCUGCGCUGCCCACCGCCGGCCUGUUCCACAUCGACCCCCAGACUGGCACCAUCACCACGGCUGCCAUCCUGGACAGGGAGAUCUGGUCCCAGACACAGUUGGUGGUGACAGCCACGGACAGGGGGACGCCGCCCCUGGUGGGCUCUGCCACACUGACCGUGGUGGUGCUGGACAUCAACGACAACAGCCCUACCAUCCCGGUGCCCGCCGAGGUGCGGGUGCCUGAGAAUGCACUGCUGGGCACUCAGAUUGCCCAGCUGACGGGCAACGAUGUGGACUCGGGCCCGGCACUCUCCUACACGCUGGCAGUGCCAGGCGAGGCUGCGGGCACCUUCAGCAUGCUGCGCUACAGCGGCGGCCUGGCACUGACGGCACCGCUGGACCGCGAGCGGCAGAGCCACUACAGCCUGACCCUGAGUGCCUGGGAUGGGCAGCACUGGGGCCAGGCCAACCUCACCCUGCUGGUGGAGGACGUCAACGACAAUGCCCCAGCCUUCAGCCAGCCCUGCUACCAGGUGAUGGUGCCAGAGCACACACCCGCGGGCAGUGCCAUCCUCACCGUCAGUGCCACUGACCCGGACGCAGGAAGCAACGGGGACGUCACCUUCCGCCUGGCUGUGCCCAGCCCCGACAUCGCCAUCGACCCCAGCAAUGGGACCCUCUUCACCAUCCGGCAGCUGGAGUUCGAUGCCAGCCAGCCUACACUGGACCUGGUGGUUGAGGCAUACGACCAGGGCUCACCCAGCCUCUCAUCCUGGGCCGCAGUGCAGCUGCAGGUGCUGGACGUGAACGACCACAGCCCCCAGUUCCAGCUGCCGCGCUACAACACCAGCGUGCCCGAGGACCUGCCCCCGGGCACCACGGUGCUGACACUGGAGGCAGCCGACGCCGACCCAUCGCGGGAGAACUCCGGCUUCGACUUCACCAUUGUCAGCGGCAACAGCGGCAACGCCUUCCAGCUGGAGAGCCACGCGGGUUGGGCCGGGGGGCAGCUGCGCACCCAGGGAGCCCUGGUGCUGGUGGAGCCCUUGGACUUCGAGGCCGUGCAGCUCUACAACCUGACGGUGGCGGCCUCGGACCGGGGCGUGCCGCGGCGCAGCGCCACGGUGCCAGUGCUGAUCGCGGUGCGUGACGUCAACGACAACGCGCCGGCGUUCGCACGUGCCCGGUACCACGCGGCCAUCAGCGAGGCAGCGCCGCCGGGCACCGAGCUGCUGCGCCUGCAGGCGCACGAUGCCGACUCGGGGCCGCGCGGCCGCCUGCGCUACGCCAUCACCUCGGGUGACCCGCGGGGGCUGUUCCGGUUGCACGAGGCCAGCGGCGCCCUCAGCCUGGCACGGCCGCUGGACCGCGAGGCGCAGGCGCUGCACGCCCUGGUGGUGCAGGCGGCCGACGAGUCGGGCGGGCACUUUGCCCUGGUGCCCGUGGCCGUUGAGGUGAAGGAUGUCAACGACCACAAGCCUUACUUCCCACUGGAGGUGCUGAGCGCCAGCCUGCGCGAGAACCUGCCCCCUGGCACCCUGGUCACCACGCUGCGUGCAGCCGACGCUGAUGCCGGCAUCUUCGGGGAGCUGCGCUACACGCUGCUGGAGCAGCCAGCAGCGGAGCCUGGCCUGGCUGAGGGCCAUGAGGCCUUCACCCUCAAUGGCAGCUCCGGGGAGCUGCGCUCACGCCUUGCCUUCGACUACGAGCGGGCCAAGGCCUUCCAGCUCCUCGUCAGCGCCACCGAUGCCGGCAACGCCUCAGCCACGGCGACGGUGCGGGUGUUGGUGACAGGAGAGGAUGAGUACGACCCCAUCUUCCUCAGCCCCUCCUUCAGCUUCGAGGUCCCCGAGGGCGCCCACAAGGGGCAGAGCAUCGGGCAGGUGCUGGCGACUGACGAGGACGAGGGAGCCGACGGCGUGGUGCUGUACUCCCUGGCCAAGCCCUCACCCUACUUCGCUGUCAACCAGACCACGGGCACCAUCUACCUGCGUGUGGACAGCCAGCCCCAGGCCAGCACUGGCCGGGCCAAGCGGGAGCCACGCGAGAUGAGCCUGGAGGUGCAGGCGCGCAGCCCCCUGCCCGCCUCGCGCUCGGCCUCGGCGCAGGUCACCAUCGACGUCACCCACACCUCCUUCGGCCUGGCCCCGGACCUCAACCUGCUACUGGUGGCCGUGGCCGCCUCGCUGGGCGUGGUGGUGGUGCUGGCCGCCGUGGCCAUCGUGCUGGCGCUGGUGCGCUCCCGGCAGCGCCGCGGCGGCGAGAAGGCGGACGGGGAGGGUGCGCUGCGCCGCGGGCAGAGCGGCUCCCUGCAGAAGCUGGGCCGUGGGCAGAGCGGCUCCCUGCAGAAGCUGGGCCGCGGGCAGAGCGGCUCCCUGCAGAAGCUGGGCCGCGACGAGCCCGCGCUGCCCAGCACGGAGCACAUCUACCACCAGGCGCUGCCGGGGUACGGCGCGGAGCCGGCCGGGCCCUACACGCGCGGCGGCUCCCUGGAUCCCUCGCACUCCAGCGGGCGCGGCUCGGCCGAGGCGGCCGAAGACGACGAGAUCCGGAUGAUCAACGAGUACCCACGCGUGGCCAGCAUCACGGCCUCCAUACAGGAGCACCUGGCGGCGCGGGGCCCCGACUCGGGCAUCCAGCAGGACGCCGAUCAGCUCUCCGACGUCUCCUGCGAACCCACGGCCAUGGAGGGCGCGCAGUGGUUUAAGAGCAAGAAGGGCUCGGGGCUGCUGCUGCCGGGGCCGCCCCCGCAGCUCUACCGCGACGACGGCGGCGGCGGCGCCUUCCUGGGCGUGCGCUGCGGGCUCGGCGUCUCCUCGCCGCCCCAGGACUACGCCUUCCCCGAGGACGGCAAGCCCGCGGCCGAGGGCUCGCUGAGCGCCAUCGUGGCCGGCGACGAGGAGCUGCGCGGCAGCUACAGCUGGGAUUACCUCCUCGACUGGUGCCCACAGUUCCAGCCCCUGGCCAGCGUCUUCACCGAGAUCGCGCGGCUGAAGGACGAGAGCUCCCUGCGCAAGCCCUUCCCUGCCAAGCCCAAGGCGGAGCCCAAGCCCCGCAUCGACCCCCCGCCCCUCAUCACCGCCGUCGCCCACCCGGGCGCCAAGUCCGUGCCGCCCAAGCCGCCGCCGGGCAGGACCUUCCCGCAGCCCGGCUCGCUGCGCCGCUCGCCUAUCAGCCACGAGGGCUCCAUCUCCUCCUCCUGUGCCAUGUCGCCCAGCUUCUCGCCCUCGUUGUCGCCGCUGGCCGCCCGUUCCCCGGUGGUUUCUCCCUUCGGCGUCGCGCAGGGGCCCUCGGCCUCGGCCAUCAGCGCCGAGCACUCGCUGGAGCCGCCCGAGGAGGCCGAGCUCCGCAUCUAGCUUGGGCCCGCGGACUCCUGCCCCGCGCCGCGGCGCCGGGAGCGGGGCCGAGCCUGGGGCCGCUGGGCACGGGGGCCGAUC